UCACCAUGCCGAUUGAUGUCUCGUCGGUGGUCUACAUCCUGCUGGAGCUCCUGAUCGCCCUGUUCUCCGUGCUGGGCAACCUGCUGGUGUGCUGGGCCGUGGCGCUCAACAGCAACCUGCAGAGCAUCACCAACUUCUUCGUGGUGUCGCUGGCGGUGGCGGACAUCGCGGUGGGCGUGGUGGCCAUCCCCUUCUCCAUCGCCAUCAGCACGGGCUUCUGCUCCAGCUUCUACGCCUGCCUGUUCAUCGUGUGCUUCGUGCUCGUGCUCACGCAGAGCUCCAUCUUCAGCCUGCUGGCCAUCGCCAUCGACCGCUACAUCGCCAUCAAGAUGCCCCUUAGGUAUAACGGCCUGGUGACGGGACAGCGCGCCAAAGGCAUCAUCGCCGUGUGCUGGGUCCUCUCCGUGGUCAUUGGCCUCACGCCCAUGCUGGGUUGGCACAAAGUGACCCCAGAAAUGCCCACCUCCAUCUCCAACUCCAGCUCCAGCUGCCCCGAGGGCAUGAUGCACUGCCUGUUUGAGGAGGUGGUGGUGAUGGACUACAUGGUCUACUUCAACUUCUUCGCCUGCGUGCUGCUGCCCCUGCUGCUCAUGCUGGGCAUCUACCUGUGCAUCUUCAUGGCGGCGCGGCGGCAGCUCAAGUGCAUCGAGCAGAAGGCGGCGUCGUGCGAGCACCGCUCGCGCUCCACGCUGCAGCGGGAGGUCCAGGCGGCCAAGUCGCUGGCCAUCAUCGUGGGCCUGUUCGCCGUGUGCUGGCUCCCGCUGCACAUCAUCAACUGCUUCACGCUCUUCUGCCCGCGGUGUGCCCACGCGCCCGCCCCGGUCAUGUACAUCGCCAUCCUCCUCUCGCACGCCAACUCCGUGGUCAACCCCUUCAUCUACGCCUACCGCAUACGCGAGUUCCGCCACACCUUCCGCCGGAUCGUGCGCCACCACGUCCUUGGUUGGCGCGAGCCGCUGCCGAGCUCGAGCGGCAUGAGCACGCGGGCGUCCACCCGCACCAGCGUCGCCGACACCUGCAGCCUGAAGGUCAACGGCCGCGACCUCUACGUGGAGCGCAGCAGCAGCAGCAGCUGCGAGAGCACUGAGCCAGCAGGGGGCGCUAGACCUGACCCAGACCAGCCCUGGACAGAACCAGGCCCACACUGGCCUCCCCUCAUGGCCCCUGCCACUGCCCCCCUCUCUGACAAUGCCACACAAGCCAGCAUAUUGCUGCAGUCCCGGAACAGCAGACAGGGCGGCGAUCUUUCCCCUACUGCUCAGGGCAACCUCCAGCUCCAACCCUUCACCUAACAGUAACCCUGGCCUUAAUAGGGGGCCGCGGCUGAUAACGUCUGGCUGGUCGAUGAGCAUCUGUAGCUCCUGUCAGUGCGCUGUUUGCAGCUCCGCCAACACAGACGGACAUCCGUUGGCUAGUUUGGAGCCAUCGGGAAACAGCUUGCUCUAACUGGAUGUUUAGCUUGCCUAUUGUUCCUAAGAAGCACAGAGUAAUCAUCCAAUAUUCCUGUAAGGAGAUACAAUCCUGGUACUUAGUGUUUUGCCUGGAGGACUGGAUCUAUAAACACCACAACCAAAAGGAUUGAUAAUGCCCGUCAUUUGCAACUUGUUAUCAAACACAUUCUUGAUUAGAAGUAGAUAUAUUAUACACUGUCUUUAGUGAGCAAGAAUAGUUCAGAAAUUGUAAGCUAGGACCACUUUGUUUACGCUUUAAUGUAGACAAUGUAAUGUACUAUGCAUACGGCAAUGACGGUGGGCAGUCAUUGCCGUAUGCAUAGUAGUGCAUCAUUUUUCCUACCACACAGGCAAAGUGACCCAACAAGACUCAACAGACAGUCGGCAUCACAACGUGUGCUUUGAAGUUGGCCACGUGUGCAUUGCAUUCACUCUUACCUAGUCAACAGGGGGCGCUACUCCGGGCACUCAGGGCUCCUUCAACUCAGCGUACAUCGGCCACCAACUGCAGCUGGCUGAGCUUUCCUGAGGCAGGUUCUAACUCCGUUGCUCUCUGGGACUGCCCAUGCUAUUAGCCCUGUUGAAGUCAAUGACUGCAUGUGUCAAAGCAGAGGGGGGGACAGCAGGAUUCUAAAGUGAAGACAGUUAAGUGUUGUGCAUUUAAAUUCAGAUGCUGCCCGUGCCUCCACUCUCAAGUCAGAACCUUGGCAUUCUAGUGAGGCACGGGAGGCUAAGCAGGCACUGAUUCUGAACAUUCUAAUGCCACCUGGGAAUAUUAGGGACCGUCCCCUGUGAUUGCGUUGUUUUUCCGACUGUACGCGUUCAUGUGCAAGGAGGAGAUGCCGAUUUCAAGCAACAAGAUCGGUAAAUUCCCAAGUUCACAUUAAAGUUGUCGGACAUGAAUGUCCACAUGGACUACAAAGGAACUACAACAUGAUGAUAAAAGUACAACAAGCCCACAACUGGGCAACUCUAUUAGCAAACUCUUCCCCUAGCCUCCAAUCAGUUAGUCCCACAUGGGGUGACGAUGGCGUUUUCACUGGGAAAAAUGUUUCAUGCAUGUUAUUCCAAUGAUAAGGAGCUGCAGAAUGGAGAAUGCUUGAACUCAUGAUCACUUGUGUCACCAC
Messenger RNA from Sardina pilchardus (European sardine), 2578 nucleotides. It is a transcript of the gene adora2aa, whose product is annotated as adenosine A2a receptor a. Bases 6 to 1292 code for a protein of 428 amino acids. Gene Ontology annotation, biological process: adenylate cyclase-activating G protein-coupled receptor signaling pathway; G protein-coupled adenosine receptor signaling pathway. The record is from RefSeq and is a predicted model, not a curated record. Gene Ontology annotation, molecular function: G protein-coupled adenosine receptor activity. Gene Ontology annotation, cellular component: plasma membrane. Lineage: Eukaryota; Metazoa; Chordata; Actinopteri; Clupeiformes; Clupeidae. The transcript is spliced from 2 exons.